AUGUGUCAACUGAUGGAUCAUUACUCUAGUUGGUAUCGUUUGAAGCGAGCUGUAGUGAUAUAUCACAGAUUAUUUGACAUUCUCCACAGUCGAAAACUGCAAACUAACAAGUCUUCAUGCGGACGAUUCAAUCAGCCUUUCACAGUACAGGAACUAGACAGAGCAGAGAAUGUUAUUCUCAAGUUCAUACAGUUACAGCAUUUCGACAAGGAAAUGGAUUCAAGUAGCAAACGGUGCCGAGUACCCAAGAGUAGCUCAGUGUACAGACUAGACCUCUUCUUAGACAAUGGACUACUCAAAGUUGGCGGUCGACUCAGCAGAGCAGAGAUUCCAGAGGAGAUGAAAUACCCAGUUUUACUACCAUACAAAAGUGUUGUCACAUCACUGAUCAUCACUGACAUACAUCUGAGACUUGGGCAUGCUGGACGGAAUCACGUCCUAUCUGCACUAAGAGAGAAGUACUGGGUCAUUAAAGCUAAUUCUGCUGUUCGUACCAUAUUGUCUCGCUGUGUCACAUGUCGAAAAUUGAGAGUACCAGCUUGUGAACAGAAGAUGGCUGAUCUGCCGUCCAUUCGAGUCAAACCUACUCCACCAUUCACCUACACAGGGGUAGAUUUCUUUGGCCCUCACGUUAUCAAGGAAGGACGGAAAUAUGCCAAACGUUACGGGGCAUUGUUUACAUGUCUUGUGAGCAGAGGAGUCCAUAUUGAGACAGCAAAUUCUCUUGAUACAGACUCGUUCCUUCAUGCUUUACGUCGGUUCAUAGCUCGAAGAGGACCUAUCCAUGUCAUUUGGUGUGACAAUAGUACUAACUUCACCAGUGCAGCUAAAGAACUGAGACAGGCAGUAGCAGAAAUGAGUCAGGAACGCAUUCAGUCUUAUCUGCUGAAAAGUAAUAUUGAAUGGAAAUUCAAUCCUCCAUCAGCAAGUCACAUGGGUGGCGUGUGGGAGCGACUCAUCAGGUCCGUGCGACAAGUACUUUCUCCUCUUCUCAACGAGUUUGGUGAACGUUUGAAUGAUGAGUCAUAUCGGACACUAUUGUGCGAAGUUGAAGCUAUUAUAAACUCCCGACCCCUCACCACUGUAUCUGACAGUCCUGAUGAUCUGAAUCCUUUAUCACCUAAUCAUCUGUUGAUGAUGAAGUCAAAUGUGUCUAUUCCACCCCCAGGUCAUUUUCAGCGCAACGAUGUCUACAUGAGGCGGAGAUGGCGCAGGAUCCAGUAUCUUGCGAAUGUAUUCUGGUCUCGGUGGCGGAGAGAAUAUCUGUUGAACUUACAAGUGCGGCAAAAAUGGAAUGAAUCGAAACGCAACAUGCAAGUAGAUGAUAUUGUUCUGAUCAUGGACCAAAACAUACCAAGACUGCAGUGGCCUAUGGGUCGAGUGAUUGCAACUGAAUCAGACAAACGAGGACAUGUGAGAAGUGUAGUGUUGAGAACACUAAAAGGUGAACUACGUAGACCAGUACACAAACUUGUGCUACUUCUCACUUCAAGUGAAUGA
Molecule: messenger RNA, 1500 nt
Organism: Haliotis rubra (blacklip abalone)
Lineage: Eukaryota; Metazoa; Mollusca; Gastropoda; Lepetellida; Haliotidae
Exons: 1
Coding region: 1-1500 (499 amino acids)
Biological process (GO): DNA integration
Molecular function (GO): nucleic acid binding
Source: RefSeq, a predicted model, not a curated record